Messenger RNA from Anastrepha obliqua, 1866 nucleotides. RefSeq lists its product as uncharacterized. The transcript is spliced from 4 exons. Bases 275 to 1756 code for a protein of 493 amino acids. Lineage: Eukaryota; Metazoa; Arthropoda; Insecta; Diptera; Tephritidae. The record is from RefSeq and is a predicted model, not a curated record.
AAGUUGUCAUAAAUGUUUCCAUAAAAUUUGAUUGUUAUUCUUUGAAUAAGAAAAUUAAAACAAAAAUUUUAAAUUGGAUAAAAUGUUAUAGGAUAGACAUGGUUGUUAAUUUAAAUGCUGUCAAUAACCUCCCGCUAUCCAGAUCCUAAGAUUUUUUAUUUAUAGUACAAGCAGUUGCACGGAUUACUUUUUUGAUGGCUGCCAUAGAAAAAACCAAAAUAAUUGCCAGCCCCAAUACCAAGAUUGUCAAUGUCGCCCUUGUUGUGUAAAUUCUAUGAUAAAUGACCAUACCUAUUCCCUUCUCAAAAAGAUCUGCCGUAAAGUCAUCAGAGAUUAUCAUCGACAGCAAACUCGAGAAAAAUAUACAAUAUUUGAUGGUGGAAACAGCAUUAACGUAAGGAUACAUCGUUCAUCAUUUGCACCAGGGGAAGAUGGAAAAUGUAAACCUAUUCUUGGCGACCAAAGCUUAUCUAGACAAAACGAUGGUAAAGAUAGAUAUCGAAAAAAGGACAAAACUAACGGUCGCAUCAAAAACAAGGUUGACGAUGAUGAUGACGGCAAUGGAGCAAAAACAAACGGUUGGAAAAGAAAAGCUCGAAAAAGUGACCUGAAUUCCAUAGCCAAUAGUUCUGGUGUAAGAAAAGAUAAAAAGAAAAGCGGAAGAGGAGAAGAUGACGUUAAUAAAAGGCAAGGGAAAGGAAAAGAUAAAGGGGGUGACGAUAAUGAUAGUGGGAAGCGAAAGGGAUCACAAGUAAGGGGUAUGAAGGAUGGUGAUAAUGACGGUAGUAGUAAAAUAGGAAAAGGAAGAAAAGAAAAACGAAAGGGAGAAGAUCAAGAUGAUGAUAGUAGUGUAAAACAAGGGAAGAGAAAGGGAAGUGAAGAUGAUGACAAUGGUAAGGUGAAACUAGCCAAGCGUAAAGGUGGUAAAGGUGGUAAAGUUGAUCAAGGUGGUGGUGGUAAUGAUCAAGAUGAGGACGUUGCAGCAACUCGAAACACAAAGACCAAAGGCGAAAAUAUUCAAAAUGCUGAUAAUAAAAGAAAUGGUGAUAAAGUAGGGAAAGUAAAGUCUUCAAAUAACAGAAAGGAUGGUGGUGAUAGAAAUGAUGACACGUUUGAUUAUAAAGUAGACAAUAAAAAGUCGGAAAAAGGUAAACGAAGAAGUAGCGAAGCUAACGAUGAUGGGAAGCAUGGUAAAGGAAAUUUAGAUAAAAGUGGCGCAAAACGUCUUGAAAAUGGAGAGACAAACGACAAAAAUAAAUCAGAUAAAGCAAAUCGUAAAAAUUACAAGCAAAGCAUAACCGACUUGCCAGUAAUAUCAGACUUACGUACAAAAGUACGUAAAGGCCAUGACAUACUUCCAAACCGUACGAAUCGUAAAGGAAAAGAUAAUUAUCAGUCGAGCUCAUUUCAAGAAGAUGGAAGAAAAACGGGGGAUCGCCAUAGUGUCAGUGUUCAAAUAAGCAAACGUCAACAAAAUCAACUAUCUAAAAGUAGGAAAGGUCACAUUAACGAACGAUUCGGAUCUAGAAGUAGUAGACAAAAAUUCCGAAGUUCUCGUAGCGUUGGUGGACUCUAUCGCGGAUAUGGAUCUUCGAUGCCCAGCCGUUAUGACGAGAUUAGACCAUGUGAUAUACUUCGUGCUCAUAUGGAGCAACGUGAACUUUGUGAAAUACGAAGAUGUUGUUUGUCAUGCCCUUGCAACUGCAAUACUAGUUACUGCCAAGCACCAUCUAUAAUUUGUUCCGGCUUAUAUUAGAGUGGUUGAGUGAGAUUGUAUUGUAGUAAACAAACUUAGAGCAAAUUAGUAGUGAUAUAAGUAACAGUAAAUACAACUUUUGUGAAAUAUUAAGGGAAAUCAUUGUAUUA